Molecule: messenger RNA, 2345 nt
Organism: Prionailurus viverrinus (fishing cat)
Lineage: Eukaryota; Metazoa; Chordata; Mammalia; Carnivora; Felidae
Gene: SLC35F2
Product: solute carrier family 35 member F2
Exons: 10
Coding region: 707-1726 (339 amino acids)
Biological process (GO): transmembrane transport
Cellular component (GO): membrane
Molecular function (GO): transmembrane transporter activity
Source: RefSeq, a predicted model, not a curated record
GUCCCCGCCCUCUCUGGAGGGAGGGGCGGGGCCCGGCCGGCCGAGGGGCGGGGCCUCGGGCCAGGGGGCGGGGCGCGCGGGAGGGGGCGCCGGGCUAACUGCGCGCGACUCCCGUCCCCGCCCUCGGUAAAUCUCUUUCCCUGAAAGCUCACUGGGCGCCGCCGGGAAGGUGGGUGUGGCGAGAGGACGUGACGGCAGCGGCAGCCAAUGAAAGCGAAGCAAGGACUCCCCUCCGCGAGGGUCAGCCAAUGAAAAGAUGAGUAAGUGUCUUCUGUGGACCACAAGGAAUCGUGCCUGUGAGAAGCCAGUGUGGAAAUGUCCCCGUGUCCCCUGCUGCGGGCGCACCACUGGAUGCCUGCGGACUGUGGAAGGGGCAGCCAGCACCGGUCAGAAGACGGAGGCUUGCGCCCACGUCAAGGGACUCGCAGCCGAAAGCUUUCUAGUGAUGUGGGAUUUGUGAAGACUGCACGAAGUCUGCCAAGCUGCCCAGGAUUUAAAAAAAAAAAAAAAAAGCUGGUUUAAAAUCUUCUCUGAGACCGGAGAGCAUAAUGGCCACAUCGCCACCACAGUGCCCGUUAGGCAGAAGACAGGGUGAUUGGCAGCAUGGAAUUUGAAGACAGAGGAUAAGACUCAGGAACAGUCCAAAGGAGGAGAUGCAUAGACAAGAUGUGGGGGGAACAUCUUGAAGACAGUUGCAUUGGGUCAGAUGUUGUCCUUGUGUAUAUGUGGGACGGCCAUUACCAGCCAGUACCUGGCAGAAAAAUACAGAGUAAACACGCCCAUGCUUCAGAGCUUUAUCAACUAUUGCCUGCUGCUUCUGUUUUAUACGGUGAUGCUGGCAUUCCAGUCAGGUAGUGAUAACCUUCUGCACAUCUUGAAGAGAAAAUGGUGGAAGUACGUCCUGCUUGGACUAGCGGACGUGGAAGCCAAUUACCUGAUUGUCAAAGCAUACCAGUAUACGACUCUAACCAGUGUCCAGCUUUUGGACUGCUUUGGGAUUCCUGUGUUGAUGGCGCUCUCGUGGUUUGUUCUCUAUGCAAGAUACAGAGUGAUCCACUUGAUUGCUGUAGCUGUCUGUCUGCUGGGCGUGGGGACGAUGGUCGGUGCCGACAUACUCGCAGGGAGAGAAGACAAUUCAGGUAGUGACGUGCUGAUUGGUGACAUCUUGGUCCUUCUUGGAGCUUCUCUCUAUGCUGUUUCUAACGUGUGUGAAGAGUAUAUCGUGAAGAAGCUGAGCAGGCAGGAGUUUUUAGGAAUGGUGGGCCUAUUCGGAACCAUUAUCAGCGGCAUACAGCUAUCGAUCGUUGAAUGUAAGGAUAUUGCCAGCAUUCAGUGGGACUGGAAAAUCGUUUUCGGGGCUCUACCUCCUGUCCUUCACCGUCAUCAUGGUGGGGUUCGUCCUCUACUGCUCCACCCCCACGCGCACAGCCGAGCCGGCAGAGAGCAGCGUGCCGCCCAUCACCAGCAUCGGAAUCGACAACCUAGGACUAAAGCUCGAGGAGAACCUGCAGGAGACCCCCUCGGCCGCCUUGUAGCUGGACAAGAAGGGGUGCACACGCCUGAGGCUUCCUGGGAAGCCAGGAGCCGUCGCCAGGGGCAAGCAGAGCCUGCUGAGCACCGAGGGGACACUUGGAAAAUUGGUAGGUGGGGAGUGAGCCCCGUAGCAUUGGACUGGAUCCGGUGGUUAAAUUUUACAAAGGAAUACAAAAUAAUGUAUCAAAAGUAGAAAUAUGAAAAUAGAACAGAAGACAGGGUGGCUGGGAUCGUGUCUCUGUUUGAGAACCAAUAUCUGUUAGCGUCAGGGAGACAAGCUGUGCCCCCGUACUGGGGUCUCGGAGGCACAGGUGGGAGAGCAUCGGGGGGAGACAACCAGGCACGAUCCAGCCUCAGGACAGGGCCUGAAAGUGGGCUGUCCAGCUGGGCUGGGCAGUCAGAAGUUGGGGGAGUCGGUGUGGUUUGGGGUAGGUUUCCACAGCUAGAGGCUUCUGGGUUUUGUCUCGCUUGAGACACUCGUUGUCCACAAGCCUUGUGGCCUUCAUACCACAGUGAGGUCUGGUGAUUGCAUAUGGCGGCCUGGGUGGGGUAGCCCUUGAGAAAUCCCGAGAUACAAGUGUGAGUAUCGUAGAUGUAGGAAAGAAGGGUCCAUACAGUAGACUGAGGAACCCUCUCUCCGUUGUUCAAAGAGGAUGCCACACUACUUCUCACCAAGUGUUUGUAACGUGCCAUGAGACAUCAACUACCACUAUGCCACUUUACAACAACUCUGUAUGUAAACUUUUUUCUAAUGUAAUAAAGAAAUUGAGGGUAAAUGUUCAUGUUAUUAAAAGAUUUUGAUUUCAUGGAAA